Messenger RNA from Orbilia oligospora ATCC 24927, 3582 nucleotides. RefSeq lists its product as uncharacterized. Gene Ontology annotation, molecular function: chitin synthase activity. Bases 1 to 3582 code for a protein of 1193 amino acids. The record is from RefSeq and is a predicted model, not a curated record. Gene Ontology annotation, cellular component: cell periphery; cell septum. Lineage: Eukaryota; Fungi; Ascomycota; Orbiliomycetes; Orbiliales; Orbiliaceae. The transcript has 3 exons.
AUGUCGGGCCCACAUCGUGGUAGUAAACCCUUCGACAUGUCACCCACAUCACCACAAACCCGGGAACGACGUCGGGCCAGUGGUGGCCACAGGCGAAGAGAUGAUGAUGAUUCCGGAUAUGUCGCCGAGACCACUCGAAGUCCUCCUAGGAGACCGACCUAUAAUUCUCAAGCAUCUGCAUCCGCCAGAGCGCCCCUCAAUCCCGCCGGUGCUACUGACCUAUCGCGAAAGAAGUCAUUGAUCAAACCGGAGCGCAAUAGGAUAACCAGGGACAAUCCACUAUAUAACUAUCACAAACAUGCACAGCAUAUGGACGUCCUUCCUUCAACUACGGGUAUCGAUCCUGAGACUGCCGACAUCAAUUCGCAACCCGGUUCCACCGCUCGUCCUGCCCCUGGACAAGCCCGACAUAGAUUGGAUACCAUGGACGAAGAAGCAUCUCCCUUGUCAUCGAAAACAGGCACUACUCGACAACCUAAUAAACUGUCCCGUCGCCAGACCGAGAAGGCUGAGAAAUAUCCUGAGAUGAAAGCCGCUGAGAAAAGGAAACGACAACAGGAAGUCCAGCCGCUCAGUUUGUGGACCGUGUAUUGCCAUGUAAUCACUUUCUGGUGCCCAAAUGCACUUCUUCGUUUGUUCGGCAAGACAAAAAAGGAACCUCAGCGAGCUUGGAGGGAAAAGAUCGGUCUCAUCAGCAUUAUCUUGUACUUCUGCGCAGCUGUCGGUUUCCUCACAUUUGGCUUCACUCAAACCGUCUGCGGUACACCUGGUGUCCGAUUGAAGGCAAACCAAAUCGACAGAGGUCUUAUGAUCAUUCACGGUGUCGCGUAUAAUCUUGUCGGGUCUCACCAUCCAGCUGCCGUCGGUAUCCCUCCUGGUGCAAAUGUCUUGUUCGACCUUCCUCAGAAAUGGGGUGGUUAUGACGCCAGCUUCCUGUUUCAGAAUGUCAACGGACAGUGCAAAGGAUUGAUCACCCUCGCCGAGAAUAGUGAUGUUCCAACCAACGCUGAUGGAGAUCUAGCUUGGUACUUCCCUUGCAAUCUGUUCAAGCAAGAUGGUUCUUCCCCAGCCAACUAUUCGAGCGGCGCAUAUCUCGGAUAUGCUUGUCAUACAACCGAUACCGCUCGAAGGGCAUACUACGGAUUGGACCCCGCUGGUGAAGUUUACUUUUCCUGGGAGGACUUGAAGAACGAUACCCGCAAGUUGCUUGUCUACUCCGGUAGCGUCCUUGAUCUCGGCCUUCUAGAUUGGUUCAAUACCUCGCAAGUUGCCUGGAAUCCUAUUUUUGACCAAAUCAAGAACGAUCCAACCUUGCUCGGCAAGGAUGUAACCCACAGGUUCCAAGGUCCGCACAAGCGAACCGCACAGUGUAUGGCCGAAAUCCUUCGCGUAGGUAGCAUCGACGUCGAAACUGUUGGAUGUAUCGCCUCACAGGUUGUUCUAUACGUUUCCCUUAUCUUCAUCGUCAGCAUUGUCCUCAUCAAGUUCUUCCUCGCUCUGUUUUUCGGUUGGUUCUUGUCAUGGAAGCUCAGUGCGGUCCGAAGCGCUAGCCAGGAAGACAAGAAGAAGAGACGGGAAGAAAUCGAAGCCUGGAGCAAUGACCCUCAAAGGCCAGCCCAGUUCCCCGAGAAGCCGAAGCGAGCUAGCUUCUUACCUGCUACUAGCAGGUUCACACAGGGUACCGGACCGGCCAAGGGCAAACCCAGCCCUACCACCAUGGGAUCCCAGAGUUCUAGCCGAGCUCUCCUGCCUCCGAACGCUGUCUAUGGUAAUACCACUGGUAGUCGAUCUUCUAUGCUCGGCAGCAACUUGGAUGUGAGCCGCCUCUCUGGACACUUCAAUGACCGCCACUCUGCCAUCUUUAGCGAACCGACCAGCUCUUAUAUCCACGAAUCCGUUGUCCCUCAACCACCACCAGAGUUCCAGCCAUGGGGAUUCCCAUUGGUUCACACCAUCUGUCUUGUCACUGCCUAUUCCGAGGGUGGUUCAGGUCUUCGUGCUACUUUUGACUCCAUCGCGACUACCGAGUACCCAAACAGCCACAAGGUCAUUCUCGUCGUCUGCGACGGUAUUGUUACUGGUGCGGGUGAAGAUGCCCCGACCCCGGAUCUCUGUCUUGAAAUGAUGAAGGACUUCGUUACACCACCAAAGCAAGUUGAGGCAUUCUCGUAUGUCGCUAUUGCUGUCGGCCGAAAGCGUCACAACAUGGCAAAGGUUUAUGCCGGGUUUUACGACUAUGGGCAGGACAGCAAGGUUCCUAAGGAAAGCCAACAGCGUGUCCCAAUGCUUCUCGUCGUCAAGUGUGGUACCGAGUCCGAGCAAACUGAGAAGAAGCCUGGUAACAGAGGCAAGCGCGAUUCCCAAAUCGUCCUAAUGUCCUUCCUUCAACGUGUUAUGUUUGACGAACGUAUGACCGAGCUCGAAUACGAAAUGUUCAGUGGUUUAUGGAGUAUUACCGGUAUCUCCCCGCAAUAUUAUGAGAUAGUGCUCAUGGUGGACGCCGAUACCGUUGUUUUCCCGGAUUCCUUGACACACAUGACGGCUGCUAUGGUUCGCGAUCCCGAAAUUAUGGGUCUAUGUGGUGAAACGAAAAUUGCCAACAAGACGGACAGCUGGGUUAGCAUGAUUCAAGUUUUCGAAUACUUCAUCUCUCAUCAUCUUACAAAGGCUUUCGAGUCCGUGUUUGGUGGUGUUACCUGUCUGCCCGGUUGCUUCUGCAUGUACCGCAUCAAGGCUCCCAAGGGUGCUCAGAACUACUGGGUCCCGAUCCUGGCCAACCCAGAUGUUGUCGAACACUACUCCGAAAAUGUCGUCGAUACCCUGCACAAGAAGAACUUGCUCCUCCUCGGUGAAGAUCGUUACCUUACGACUCUCAUGUUGAAGACUUUCCCCAAGCGAAAGCAGAUUUUCGUUCCCCAGGCCGUCUGCAAAACGAUUGUCCCGAACAAAUUUAUGGUCUUGCUCUCCCAACGUCGUCGAUGGAUUAACUCUACUGUUCACAAUCUCAUGGAACUUGUUCUCGUCCGAGAUCUCUGUGGUACUUUCUGCUUCAGUAUGCAAUUUGUUGUGUUCAUCGAACUCAUCGGUACUGUCGUCUUGCCAGCUGCCAUCUCGUUCACAAUCUACCUCAUCGUCAUCUCCAUUGUUUCACGCCCGGUGCCAGUCAUCCCAUUGGUCCUCCUCGGUCUUAUCCUCGGUCUCCCAGCUAUUCUCAUUGUGCUCACCGCCCACAAGUGGGUCUACGUCCUUUGGAUGUUGUGCUAUCUCUGCUCCCUGCCAAUUUGGAAUUUCGUUCUUCCCGUGUACGCUUUCUGGAAGUUUGACGACUUCUCUUGGGGUGAAACGAGAAAGGUUUCCGGAGACAAGGGCGGAGCACAUGAUGAAGAGGAUGGCGAAUUUGAUAGUGACAAAAUCGUCAUGAAGAGAUGGAGGGAUUUCGAAAAGGAUAAAGCACUUCGUGUAGCGACGGCUCGCGAUACGGGAUCUCUCGCAGGAUGGUCUAAUCAAUCAUCCUCGCAAGAUAGCACGCAUCAAUGGGGCCCUCCUCAACUUCAAACCCCUUAUUUUGAAGCAGAGUACUGA